This is a messenger RNA of Exophiala bonariae, 465 nucleotides long. RefSeq lists its product as uncharacterized. Gene Ontology annotation, molecular function: thioredoxin peroxidase activity. Lineage: Eukaryota; Fungi; Ascomycota; Eurotiomycetes; Chaetothyriales; Herpotrichiellaceae. Gene Ontology annotation, biological process: cellular response to oxidative stress; hydrogen peroxide catabolic process; cell redox homeostasis. The record is from RefSeq and is a predicted model, not a curated record. Bases 1 to 465 code for a protein of 154 amino acids. Gene Ontology annotation, cellular component: cytosol; peroxisome; cytoplasm. The transcript has 4 exons.
AUGGUCAAGCAAGGUGAUUCCGUACCCAACGUCGACCUCUUCGAGGAUUCGCCCGGCAACAAGGUCAACCUCGCCGACGAGCUCUCUUCAGGCAAGGGUCUCAUCAUUGGUGUCCCUGCCGCCUUCUCCCCAGGAUGCUCCGAUUCACACAUUCCCGGCUACCUAAGCAGUGACAAGCUCAAGUCCGCAGGAAAGGUCUAUGUUGUCUCUGUCAAUGACGCUUUUGUCAUGAAGGCUUGGGGAAAGAGCUUGGACGCAGACAAGAGCAGUGGCAUUCGCUUCCUGGCAGACCCCUCUGGCAAAUUCGCUAAGGCCUGGGAUGUCGACUUCGACGCCAGUGGUCUCCUCGGAAACUACCGAAGCAAGCGUUAUGCUGUCGCGGUUGAAAAUGGCAAGGUUGUCAAAGCCUCCGUGGAACCAGACAAUGUUGGCAUCUCCGACUCCGCCGCCGACAAAUUCUUGUGA